This is a messenger RNA of Elgaria multicarinata webbii, 2262 nucleotides long. Its product is annotated as 7-alpha-hydroxycholest-4-en-3-one 12-alpha-hydroxylase-like. Lineage: Eukaryota; Metazoa; Chordata; Lepidosauria; Squamata; Anguidae. The record is from RefSeq and is a predicted model, not a curated record. The transcript has 2 exons. Gene Ontology annotation, molecular function: iron ion binding; heme binding; sterol 12-alpha-hydroxylase activity. The coding region runs from base 91 to 1629 and encodes 512 amino acids.
AUUGCACUCUGCUCUUAAUCAGAGGAGGGAGCGUAAACUUCACUCUUCUGAAAGCAAACCCGUGUGACUGUUACCUACAGCACAUCAGCAAUGACUCUAUGGGAGACUAUGCUUUGCACUUUCUUAGCGUGCCUCUUGGCAACCAUACUUGGCGGACUCCAUAAAAUAGGAGCAUUUCGCAAGAGGAAACCCAAGGAACCCCCCUUGGAAAAAGGCUUCCUUCCGUGGGUCGGACAUGGGCUAAGUUUCAUUUGGAGCCCUGAAGAGUUUUUGGAAAGGAUGCGGAAGAAACAUGGGGAUAUUUUCACAGUUUUGCUCAAAGGCAAUUACAUGCAUUUUUUGUUUGAUCCUUCUACUUAUGAACCCUUAAUGAAGUUAUCAAAAGUGCUGAGUUAUAAUAAACUUACAUCAAUGAUAGCACAUAAUGUUUUUGGCCUCCACUCCACAGAUUCUCAGCUAUAUAGUUUUAAAAAAAUCAGUGAUAAGUAUCUCGGAGGGAAGUAUCUACCUGUCCUGAACCAGGUGAUGAUGGAGAAGUUGAAGUCCGUGAUGCUUCUCAGUCAGGAUUCAGGUGAGAGGAAAAGAUCUUGGCAGCAGGAGGGAGUCCUCCACUUUAUCUACAAAACUGUCUUCCAAGCCUCUUUUCUGACUUUGUUUGGCAAUGAGCCACACAAAGAUGUAGACAGCAAAGAAAAUGCUAAGGAGAAUGAAUUAACCCAAGGUGGAAACUUCUCUGAAAAUUUUGAGAAAUUCGACCGUUUCUUUCCCCAUAUGGUCAGCGGCAUACUAGACCCUCUGAGCAAGAAGGAGACAGAGAGAUUGAAGAAGUACUUCUGGGACAUUCUCUCAGUAGAAAAGUUAUAUCAAAGGGUGGGCAUCAGCAAUUGGGUAGCUGAGCUAAACCGGCAGUUCACUGAGCCUGGCAUUACUGAAAAGAUGCGGAAUCAAUUUAAUCUGAUGCUUCUCUGGGUAUCUCAAGCUAACAUUGUGCAUGCUACCUUCUGGAUUCUUCUGUAUCUCCUGAAAUAUCCAGAAGCAAUGAAGGCAGUGAGGGAAGAAGUGGACAGAAUUCUAAGAGAGACCGGUCAGGAGGACAAGACAGGCGGCCCCUUCAUCAACGUGUCCUUGGAUAUGAUCAAAACUCCUCUUCUGGACAGUGCAAUAGAGGAAACUCUGCGCUUGAAAGGGUCUAUUUUUAUCUUCAGAACCGUGAUGCAGGAAAUGGAUAUUAAGAUGGCCGAUGGCAAAGAAUAUACUCUCCGGAAAGGUGAUGAUCUACUGCUGUCGCCUUUUCUUGCACUGCAAACAGAUCCAGAAAUCCACCCUGACCCUCACACAUUCAAAUACGACAGGUUUGUGACCCCAGAUGGGAUAAAAAAGGAGUUCUACAAGAAUGGGGAAAAGCUAAAGUAUUACAGUAUGCCUUUUGGUGGUGGAACUGGACUUUGCCCUGGGCGAUUUUUUGCUGUUAAUGAAAUGAAGAUGUUUGUCUUCUUGAUGCUGGCCUACUUUGACAUGGAACUGGUUAAUGCAGAAGAGGAAAUGCCUAUGAUAGAUGUAAGAAGACAUGGGUUUGGAACUACAAAACCGUCUCAUGAUGUUCAGUUCAAAUACCGACUGAGAGUCUAAAGGGAACGUCAUUUAGGCUCAAAUCCUCUGCACAGUGCCCAGGAGUAAGCCCUUUGGAUUGCUUCCAAGAAAAUAUGCAUAGGAUUGCCCUAUCAAACCUGGUUUUUAUUUCUAACUAACAAGUGGGCUCACAGUUAAAUUCUUUUUCUUCUUGUUAAAAAUAUUAUUUUAUUAAUACAGAAUCUUUCAGCAUGUCUAGAUCUAAGGAGGGGAGGGGGAGGUUCCCACAAUAUGAUGAUCGUGAGAUCCUCCCCCUCAGGCCUCAAGUGGCAUGCGAUGUCCCAGGAGGAAGAGGAUUUCAAGUCCGCCAUUUUUUAUUUUUGUUUCUUUAUUGAAAAUGAGCACAGAAACGCUACAUCGAAAAGGUUAGUUUUCUUUUUUAAGAAAAUCCCGCUCCCCCCUCCCCCCUGAUAGACACAGAGCUCCUGAACAGCUCCGUACCACACGCCCAGUCCCCUCUUCCUCAUGUUUACUCCUGAGGAGCCAUGAAGAAAGUGGGACGGCUGCCUACACCUCCUAUGGAUCAGAACAAUCCCAAGACCACUGGAAAAGUUGGGAUUAAAGCUGUAAAGGGAGGGAUCAUCCCUCCCUGCCCUGGGAUCCCCUGGCAUCAUGUGGACACACAGGGAUGAU